Messenger RNA from Colletotrichum tamarilloi, 1086 nucleotides. RefSeq lists its product as uncharacterized. Gene Ontology annotation, molecular function: oxidoreductase activity. NCBI's taxonomy places the organism in Eukaryota, Fungi, Ascomycota, Sordariomycetes, Glomerellales, Glomerellaceae. The transcript has 7 exons. Bases 1 to 1086 code for a protein of 361 amino acids. The record is from RefSeq and is a predicted model, not a curated record.
AUGUGGUCUCUCUCGUCACUUAUCUUGGCUGCCGCGUCUUUUGCGGGCUUCCAACUGCAGGGAAUCGCUGCCGCUCCUACGAAUGGAACUCACUCAGGAUGUUGCCGCAACCCUCUCGUCAGACAUGAGUGGCGGCAGCUGUCCCUGGACCAACGUCUGGAUUACAUUCGCUCCGUCAAGUGCCUAAUGGCUCUGCCGUCAGAGGGAAACGAUCUUUGGCCUGGGGCAAAGUCUCGCUUCGAUGAUUUCCAGGGUAUGCAUAUCUACAUGACGCAGAAGGUGCAUUUUAACGGUCCAUUUCUCCCAUGGCAUCGUUGGAUGCUUUACCUGUACGAGUCUGAGUUACGCAACAAAUGCUCAUAUGACGGCGCACUUCCGUACUGGGAUGUCAGCCUAGACAAUACUGCGGAAACUUUCGUCAACUCGCCUGUAUUUGACAACGUUUACGGCGUCGGAGGCAACGGACCAUACAUCGAAGACGUGAGCGAUAAGGAUGAGUUCCCGGUUCAGAAGCCGAUUACAAUCCCGGGCAGAAGCGGCGGCGGCUGUAUUGUGGAAGGACCAUUUGCAAACCACACCGUCCCCAUGGGCCUUGGAUUAUCUGUCACCUCAACACCCCACUGCCUGCGCCGCGAUUUCAGUCUACCCAUCAUCACGAGUGCCCUUAGUGACGAGGUCAUCGACAAGACUCUCGCAGCGGCCACAUUUUCCGAAUUCAACCUGGCCAUUCAGGGGUAUAGCAUGCAGGUUAGCGGCAUGACUUUGCAUGCGGGCUUGCACAUUGGCAUUGGCGGUGCAGUUGGCGAUUGUGCUGACAUGUACUCCUCUCCCGGAGAUCCCGUCUUCUACUUCAUCCAUGGCGCUUUGGAUAAGGUUUGGAAUGACUGGCAGCACUGGCCCGCGCGCAAGACGGACAUCGGCGGCCCGGAUGUGAUAUUUGGUUAUCCGUUCAAUUACACCACGAAUCCCGCCUACGAGAAUAUCACUCUGCAGUAUCCCUUGUCUUACCCUAAUUUCGGCAAGGAUAUGAUUGUUGCUGAUAUGAUGGAUAUUCACGGGGGUCCUUUCUGCUACGAGUACAAAUGA